Arvicanthis niloticus (Nile rat) is the source of this 1609-nucleotide messenger RNA. RefSeq names its product solute carrier family 10 member 2 (gene Slc10a2). Gene Ontology annotation, biological process: bile acid and bile salt transport. Gene Ontology annotation, cellular component: apical plasma membrane. NCBI's taxonomy places the organism in Eukaryota, Metazoa, Chordata, Mammalia, Rodentia, Muridae. Gene Ontology annotation, molecular function: bile acid:sodium symporter activity. The record is from RefSeq and is a predicted model, not a curated record.
GCUUCUGUGGACUUGGCCAUUUGCACAGCACAAGCAGUGAUGGAUAACUCCUCCGUCUGUUCCCCAAAUGCAACUAUCUGCGAAGGUGAUUCCUGCCUGGUACCUGAGAACAACUUCAAUGCAGUUCUCAGUACAGUGAUGAGCACUGUGCUCACCAUCCUCCUAGCCAUGGUGAUGUUUUCUAUGGGGUGCAAUGUGGACAUCCACAAGUUCCUAGGACACAUAAAGCGGCCAUGGGGCAUCUUCGUGGGCUUCCUCUGUCAGUUUGGAAUCAUGCCUCUCACAGGCUUUAUCCUGUCUGUGGCCUCUGGCAUCCUUCCUGUACAGGCUGUGGUGGUGCUAAUUAUGGGUUGCUGCCCUGGAGGAACUGGCUCCAAUAUCCUAGCCUAUUGGAUAGAUGGCGACAUGGACCUCAGUGUUAGCAUGACCACUUGCUCCACACUGCUUGCCCUUGGAAUGAUGCCCCUUUGCCUCUUCAUCUAUACCAAGAUGUGGGUUGACUCAGGAACGAUUGUGAUUCCCUAUGAUAGCAUUGGCAUUUCUCUAGUCGCCCUUGUUAUUCCUGUUUCCAUUGGAAUGUUUGUAAAUCACAAAUGGCCCCAAAAAGCGAAGAUUAUACUUAAAAUUGGAUCCAUCGCAGGUGCAAUUCUCAUUGUGCUCAUAGCUGUGGUUGGAGGAAUACUGUACCAAAGUGCCUGGAUCAUUGAACCCAAACUGUGGAUUAUAGGAACGAUAUUUCCUAUAGCUGGCUACAGCCUGGGUUUCUUCCUGGCUAGACUAGCUGGUCAACCCUGGUACAGGUGCCGAACAGUUGCCUUGGAAACUGGAAUGCAGAACACUCAGCUGUGUUCCACCAUUGUACAGCUCUCCUUCUCACCUGAGGAUCUCAACCUUGUGUUCACCUUCCCACUCAUCUACACUGUUUUCCAGCUCGUCUUUGCAGCAAUAAUAUUAGGAAUUUAUGUCAUAUACAGGAAAUGUCAUGGAAAAAAUGAUGCUGAGUUUCUAGAGAAAACAGAAAAUGAAGUGGACCCCAGGCCAUCAUUUCAUGAGACAAACAAGGGAUUUCAACCAGAUGAGAAGUAGACAGUAUAGAGGGAAAAAAAAGUUUCCAGAACAACAUUCAUUAAACUAAAACUAAAAUUAUUUCUUUUGAUGGAAUAAUCAUAAGAAAAAUUUAAAAGUUAAAUUCAAAUUGAAAUUAUUGUUUUUGUUUAAAGGCACUAGUGAUCUAUUCUUUAGUGUGACAAAGAUCCAAAGAUGUGUGUGUGUGUGUGUGUGUGUGUGUGUGUGUGUGUGUGUGUGUGUGUACAUGAGUCAUUUUUUUGUAUCCAUAGUCAGAUUGGUCAAAAGAUAUUCCGUGAUUCCAAAUUCACAGAACCUUAAGCCUCUUUCAUAAAAAGGCAAAGUGUUUGUCUCCUAUAUGAUUCAUAUCAAUAUUAUCUUACUAAAAUAUUUAACAUGAUGUAAAUGUUGUGUAAAUAGUUGUUUCACUGAAUUGUUUAGGAAAUGAUGUUUUUGAAAGUCUAUGACAUUUUAUGUUCAGUAGAGAUAUCAUUGUUUUAGAUAUUUUUGGCUAUAGUCAAGUUAAAAUCACCUAUGUCAAACU